Lachancea meyersii CBS 8951 is the source of this 1758-nucleotide messenger RNA. Lineage: Eukaryota; Fungi; Ascomycota; Saccharomycetes; Saccharomycetales; Saccharomycetaceae. The record is from the annotation of a GenBank genome assembly.
AUGGUAAGCGAUGCUGUUACCAAAGCCCCUGCCUUCAUUCACUUGACCACCAAUAAUGGCCCACUAGCUCAGAUCUGGCUGGCGUCCAACAUGUCGCACUCGUUGUCUAAGAGCGUUUCGCAGCAUACAGACAUUAUCAAAUCCGUGGAAGAAAUCGCCCGUGUUGCUGGAUGUUCUCUGGACAGCGAUAUUGUCGAACCCAUCACGCUGCGAGCCUCCGGAGAACUACUGCAUGGUGUAGUUCGCGUUUACUCGAAAAAGACCUCGCUUCUUCUGAACGAUAUCAAAGACACCUUGACUAGGAUGACGACUCUUUUCAAAUCCGCUCCUCCAAACGUAACUCUUCAAAUCGAACGGACUACACUCCCGCAUCCGAGCCAGUACCUUUUGCAAGACGCCGUCACAGAACGAGAAGUUUUGCAAGUACCGGGCCUGGAAUUUUUGAACGAGCAACCCAUCGUGCGUGGGUUCAUGGGACAUGAGAGAUCCAUGGAAAGACACGUACAGGGAGCAGCGCCAUGGGACUCUUCUAUUGAAAUUGGAAGAAAUGCCAGGGUCGGCGAAGAAUUGGGCCACAAUCAGUCCUCGGUCCUGGACCUGGAUUUUGAUAUAGACGAUACUGACACUAGAGCCGUUGGUGAAGGUACCAACACCACCAUAAACAAAUCCAAUCAAACGACAGGCAGCGCCAUAAUUCAAGAAGACGAUUUCCCCGCCGAUGACCAUCUGGAUUGGGAUCUAGGGAUUCAGGACCAAUCAAUGGUUGAUGCCGGCGGUCAAGAUGAGGACAGGUCCCUAGAACUCGGUAGAAGGGCCGCAGUUGAUGAGUCCGCACAAGAUCAAACAGAAUUCGACUUCGAUUUGGGUCUAGGAAAGGAUCUUGAUGACGAAGCUCUGAACUCCGGUGCAGAAGAGGACGAUUUCGCGGCGCCCGUUUCUUCACCACCAGACACUCAGGGUCUUGACCAAGACCUCUCACAGCUGAAGCGCCUGAUUACUGAUAAAGAUACAGAACUACGAGAUGAAGAAGUCAGAAUCUCUCAGUUGAGCCCUGAUUCUCAGAUUAUUGAGCAACACGCUGCACGGCCACGCGAAAGACUAAACGCUCAGAAGCGGCUUUGGGUUCAAAUUGCAGACAAAACCGAUUACCUACCCGAAACGAUCUUGGGAACUUUUCUGUCGUACCAGAAUCUGAAGAAACCUCGUGUUUCGCCCGAGUUGCCUCAAGCUGUCGACGAGGAUCCUCAGUUUGAUGUUUCUCUCGAUCUGGGCAACGACCUUGGCUCCAGUCUCGAAAAUGCCCACGAACCUCAUCAAGAGAACGAAGAAGAUCUCGCAACACUUUGGGAAGACGAGCGCGACAUAGGCAACGACGAACCGGAAGACGAAAUCGUAAACGGGACCAGGAGUUCCAUAGACACGAGCCAGGAUAUAAGUUUCCAAGGGACACUUCAAGAGAGAGAAAGACAUUCUACAAAUACUCGUCUUGUCACUGGGGAGUACGUUUCACGCGGUCUUGGCCAGAUGGCUGAGAGAUUGAAGACACGUUUCAUCGACGUUGACUCAACCAACUUUUCGGAUUGUCUAAGAGCUAGUCAAGAAGGAGACGCCCCGUCGAAGAAAGACGCAAGCAAAACGUUUUUCGAGCUUCUUUCGCUUGCCAACAUGGGCUGCGUAGACUUAGAUCAACAAACUAAUUUCGGCGAAAUCGACAUUAUCAGCAAAUCCUCAUUGUACAGUAAAUUUGUGGUAGCAUAG